This is a messenger RNA of Heterocephalus glaber (naked mole-rat), 4875 nucleotides long. RefSeq names its product tripartite motif containing 3 (gene Trim3). Lineage: Eukaryota; Metazoa; Chordata; Mammalia; Rodentia; Bathyergidae. Gene Ontology annotation, biological process: protein polyubiquitination; proteasome-mediated ubiquitin-dependent protein catabolic process. The record is from RefSeq and is a predicted model, not a curated record. Gene Ontology annotation, molecular function: ubiquitin protein ligase activity; zinc ion binding; protein binding.
CUGGGAGUCAUUGUCUGCAUUUCUUUUUCCCCUCUCAUAUGCUUUCCAUCAUGUCUUUUUGAUUCAGCCUCAUGAAUAUUUCUCCGAGCAGCCCAUCUUUCUGCCUGUACUAUAGCUCUGCUAGUACUUAACAUCAUCUUACCUGAAAAACUGUGAUAGCUUUCUAACUAGUCUACCUGAUUCCACCCUUGCUUCUCCCUUUCAAUUCUCGUAGUUACCAGAAUACCCCCUCCCUCCCUCCCUUCUUCACUCUCUCUUCUCCCUCCCUUCUUUCCUUCUUUUCCACAUUGAGCAGUAUCCCCACCCUCUUCAUUUGGAGACUGAAUCUUGCUAAGUCUAAGUUGCCCUGGCUGGGUUUGAAUUUGUAAUCCUCCUGCCUCAGCUUCCCAGAGUGUUGUGAUUACAAGUGUAUGCCACUGUGCCCAGUCUACCAGAAUACAUCUCUAAUUUAUUGUUAUUUGUUUGUAAAUUGCAUCAUUUUCUCUCUCACAGUAGGAUAAAAGCACAUUUUAACAGUCCUUACAGGGGCCGGGGAUUUAGCGCAGUGGUGCUGCGCUUGCCUCAAAAGUGCAGGGUCCUGAGUUCAAUCCUUGGUACUGGAAAACAAACAAACAAAAAUAUGCCUUAACAAGGUCCCUCAUACUCUCAUCUCUGCUUAUUUCCCAAACUCACUCCUAGCUUUUAUUUACUUUGGCCCAACCACAUGAUCCACUCAUUCUGCCUGAAGAACCUGCAUAUGCUUUUCUUCAAUCUGGAAUGAUUUUCCUCGCUGAUUCUCUUGUUCCCCAUCCUUACCCCUUCCACUUUUCUCUUAUCGUGUAGAGCCCUGCUUAAGUUCCCUGCUUGGGGAGUCCUUCCCUGGCCACCCAGUCAAGAGUGUUUUUUCUCAUUGCAUCCUUUGUGUCUUUAUUGUAUCUCAUUGCAUUGUUUCUUUCUUUAUUGUAUCUCCCUGUACCAAUUUGUAAUUAUGUAUUUACUUGCUCCUUUUAAAAUAGCUGCAUCACCUCCCUGUCACAAGGACAGUGACCAUAUUUGUUUUAUCACUACAUUCCCAGUGCUUGUACAAAGUAGGCACUUAGUAAAGACGUAUUUGUCAAACUAAAUGCUAGAUUUAUUCAGUGGAUAUGGAUCAGUCUUUAUCAGGCUCCAUGCUAAAUGGUAGGAAUGAAAAGAAUAAAAUAGAAUGCCUUCCCUCAGGAACAUUGCAUGGAAUGGAGGAAGCAGUAAAGUAACAAAAAGAUGAUUGUUUAGUGGAUAAGGAUGGAGGAGUGCAGGGUGUUGAGGAUCACACAGGUGGAGCACCUAAGCCAGGCUGUGGAAAAUCAAGGAAGUCUUUCUAAAGAAAGUGACAUUUACAGGAAAGCUAAGCAGGCAUCAGGUAAACAUCACCCAGGCAAAGAAGAUGGGAAGAGGAUGUCAGGCAGAGGGGACAGAAUGUGUGACAGCCCAGAAGAAAAAGAAUAUAGAGUUUUCCAGGAACUGAACAAGCCUGACUGAUCACAGAAUCAUGAGACAUGAGGUUAGAGGAAGAUAUGGUCAAGAUGAAGCUAGGCCUGUGGGCCAGUGUCAGGCUUUAGAAUUUAUCUUCUGGAUAAUGGAGAAGGUUGAAACACUUUAAAAAGGUAGUAGUGAUGAACCACACCUAUGUUUUAGAAAACUCACUCUGGCUGAAAGAGAGAUGGAUGAGAAGGUGCAGAGAGGAUGCAGGGGUGUCCAGGAGAGAACUGAUACUGAUACUGGCCUGGCUGCAGCUUUGGGGCUGGGAGAAGGGAUAAAAUUCUCCAGCGGAGCUGGGUUUGGCAGCACAUGUCUAUAAUCCAGCACUUGGGAGCCUGAGGCAGGAGGAUAGAUAGCUGGGAGUUCAAGGCCAGCCUCAGCUACAUAGUAAGUUCAAGGUCUGCAUGAACUGCAUAGUGAGACCCUGUCUCAAAAAAGUUCUUGGGUGGCAGUCCUGACGUGGAUCAGCUGUGGAAGAGAAUGCAAUCCCCAGGAGCUAUACUACAUGAGUCGAUGUGAAGAGAAGAGCUGCCGGUAACCAGCAGAGAGAGGCUCCAACAGAAAGGCCCCAUGGAGAUAAAGCGGAGAUGAAGAAUGGGUGUGUCAGUGAAAAUGGACAUCCUUGUAGCAUACAUUUGACAUGCGUGAUUUCAGAGUCUCAAAACAACCAUCUGAGGCUGGUGCGAGUGGCAGGAGUCAUCUCUGGUCACUAUGGCAAAGAGGGAGGACAGCCCUGGCCCAGAAGUACAGCCAAUGGACAAGCAGUUCCUGGUGUGCAGCAUCUGCCUGGAUCGGUACCGGUGCCCCAAGGUUCUGCCUUGCCUGCAUACCUUCUGUGAGAGAUGCCUCCAGAACUACAUCCCUGCCCAGAGCCUGACACUGUCCUGUCCAGUGUGCCGGCAGACGUCCAUCCUCCCCGAGCAGGGUGUCUCAGCACUGCAGAACAAUUUCUUCAUCAGCAGCCUCAUGGAGGCCAUGCAGCAGGUGCCCGACGGGGCCCGCGACCCUGAGGACCCUCACCCCCUCAGUGCAGUGGCCGGCCGCCCUCUCUCCUGCCCCAACCAUGAAGGCAAGGAGCCCUUGUACUGCCAGACGAUGGAGUUUUACUGUGAGGCCUGUGAGACGGCCAUGUGCGGCGAGUGCCGCGCAGGGGAGCACCGGGAGCACGGCACGGUGCUGCUGCGGGAUGUGGUGGAGCAGCACAAGGCGGCCCUGCAGCGCCAGCUCGAGGCUGUGCGUGGCCGGCUGCCACAGCUGUCUGCAGCCAUCGCCUUAGUGGGGGGCAUCAGCCAGCAGCUGCAGGAGCGCAAGGCAGAGGCCCUGGCCCAGAUCAGCGCAGCCUUCGAGGACCUGGAGCAAGCGCUACAGCAGCGCAAGCAGGCUCUGGUCAGCGACUUGGAGAGCAUUUGCGGGGCCAAGCAGAAGGUAUUGCAGACCCAGUUAGAUACACUGCGCCAGGGUCAGGAACAUAUCGGCAGCAGCUGCAGCUUCGCAGAGCAGGCGCUCCGCCUGGGCUCGGCCCCGGAGGUGCUGCUGGUGCGAAAGCACAUGCGAGAGAGGCUGUCAGCCCUGGCGGCUCAGGCCUUCCCGGAGCGGCCGCAUGAGAACGCACAGCUGGAACUGGUUCUUGAGGUGGACGGGCUGCGGCGGUCGGUGCUCAAUCUGGGCGCGCUGCUCACCACCAGCGCCACCGCACACGAGACGGUGGCCACGGGUGAGGGCUUGCGCCAGGCGCUGGUGGGCCAGCCCGCCUCGCUCACGGUCACUACCAAAGACAAGGACGGGCGGCUGGUGCGCACGGGCAGCGCCGAGCUUCGCGCAGAGAUCACGGGCCCCGACGGCACGCGCCUCCCGGUGCCAGUGGUGGACCACAAGAAUGGCACGUACGAACUGGUGUACACGGCGCGCACAGAGGGCGAGCUGCUCCUCACUGUGCUCCUCUACGGACAGCCGGUGCGCGGCAGCCCCUUCCGGGUACGUGCCCUGCGUCCUGGGGACCUGCCACCUUCCCCGGACGACGUGAAGCGCCGGGUCAAGUCCCCAGGCGGUCCAGGCAGCCAUGUGCGCCAGAAGGCGGUGCGUAGGCCUAGCUCCAUGUACAGCACAGGUGGCAAACGGAAGGACAACCCGAUUGAGGACGAGCUCGUCUUCCGUGUUGGCAGUCGAGGAAGGGAGAAGGGUGAAUUCACCAAUUUGCAAGGUGUAUCUGCAGCUAGCAGUGGCCGUAUAGUGGUAGCAGAUAGCAACAACCAGUGUAUCCAGGUUUUCUCCAAUGAGGGCCAGUUCAAGUUCCGUUUUGGGGUCCGAGGGCGCUCACCCGGGCAGCUGCAGCGCCCUACAGGUGUAGCAGUGGACACCAAUGGGGACAUUAUUGUCGCAGACUACGACAACCGCUGGGUCAGCAUCUUCUCCCCUGAGGGCAAGUUCAAGACCAAGAUUGGAGCUGGCCGCCUCAUGGGGCCCAAAGGAGUGGCUGUGGACCGGAAUGGACAUAUCAUUGUGGUCGACAACAAAUCCUGCUGUGUCUUCACGUUCCAGCCCAAUGGCAAGCUGGUUGGACGUUUUGGGGGCCGUGGGGCCACAGAUCGCCACUUUGCAGGGCCUCAUUUUGUGGCUGUGAACAACAAGAAUGAGAUUGUAGUAACGGAUUUCCAUAAUCAUUCGGUGAAGGUAUACAGUGCCGACGGGGAGUUCCUCUUCAAGUUUGGUUCCCAUGGAGAGGGCAAUGGGCAGUUCAACGCCCCUACAGGAGUAGCUGUGGACUCCAAUGGGAACAUCAUCGUGGCCGACUGGGGCAACAGCCGCAUCCAGGUAUUUGACAGCUCUGGCUCCUUCCUGUCCUAUAUCAACACAUCUGCAGAGCCAUUGUACGGCCCACAGGGCUUGGCACUGACCUCCGAUGGCCACGUGGUGGUGGCUGAUGCUGGCAACCACUGCUUUAAGGCCUACCGCUACCUCCAGUAGCUGCACAGGGGCCCUGCCUGGCUCAUGGAGGGAUGGACACAGGGGUGAUUGGACAAGAGGGUCUGGCUGGGAGGUGGGCCAGACCUGGCAGCACUGAAUGUGGGCCGUGGGCGUGGGUGCGCCCGGUGCCCUCCCUUUCCUCCCCCCACCCCACGGUUGCACUUUAUUUAUUCGGUUCUUGCUUUGGUGACUGGGUGAGCCUGGACUGUGGUCCCAAGGAUGUGUGCAGAGCUUCACCUUCCCCCACACACACUUCCCCUCCUCCCUCAGUCUGCUCUCCGCCCCCAGCCUGGGGCCAGGACAGCCUCUUACUCCAGGAUAGAAGUCCCUCUGGUUGUCUCCCUACCACCCCAUUCACACUGACAGAGACAGCAAUACCCCAUCCCCCAUAUUAAAUAAAUGUCUUCGCCAAGA